GUCUCGGGGUGUCACAGCAGGGGCUUCGGACCUAAAUGCUUCUGCCAGGAGCUGGAGCCGAGACACACACACACACACAGCCCGACCCCUCUUUGUUCCCGGCUCGAAUUUCUGCCUGGCUCGGUCGCUCGCUCUCUCGACGCUCUCCAAGCCUCCGCCGGGCUGGUCUGUCAAAGCAAAGAGCUGCACCCCUCGGGUUCGCCCGGCCGAGGGGAGGGGGACGCCCGGAGCUUGGCUGCGUGCGGGGCUCCGGGCGCGUCCCGACGGCUCCUCGGCCCGAGAGCGCGCAGCCCCGAUCCCUCCUCCGCGCCCUACCCCGCAGGCCUCUUUGUGUGACUAAAUUUGGCAAGAAUAUGGAUCUGAGCCAGUCUUUCCACGUGUGCUCCCAGCUCCCAGCUGAGAAGGCCAAGGGUUCUCUUCCGGAUGCAGCCAUUUUGAAAUUUAUUCUUGGAGGAAAGAGGAACAUGGAUCACAGCACUGAGGGUUCUUACCUAUGUGUGGGAGUGGAGGGCAGUGAGGAAGCCCUGAAAACACUCAAGGAAAACCCGGGCCGUCUGUUGAAGAAAAUAAACUCUCUGAAGGGGGAGGCAUGGCUGAAGGAUUUUCUUAUUUUUAUAAAUCUGUUUUCUCAGUGGCUGUGGUAAUGGAGGUGUUUCUUAGAUGAUGGUAAGUGCACCUCCUAAGAUGGAUGGCCUCUGUAAUCUCAGGCUUCCUGGGCUGUAGGAGCAGGGCCCUGGGCUCUGUCAGCAUUGGGCCAGUGCCUAAUCCCUGGUUUGAGGCCAGAAGCCAAAGCCACAACCUUCUUGCCUGAAGGCAAGAGCACUACCAACAGAGCCAUAUGGAGAUUAAUGCAGAACAAGGUCAUUAGUCUCCUUGUUGAUCUAGUUACUCACAGCACAGAUUUGUGUAAAUUUCAACUGCAGUGGUCACAGCCUGCCUUUGAUGUGUGUAAUCUGUACAUUUUAGUGCUGGGGAAAGUGCCUGACUGACAGGAACUACAGCCAAUGCCCAGAAAGCACGUCUGCACAGGCACAGUGAAGCACAGAGUUGAACAAUUUUCCAGUGAAUUCCAUCAAAGUAAA
Messenger RNA from Rhinolophus ferrumequinum (greater horseshoe bat), 1082 nucleotides. RefSeq lists its product as uncharacterized. The transcript has 3 exons. The record is from RefSeq and is a predicted model, not a curated record. Bases 36 to 644 code for a protein of 202 amino acids. Lineage: Eukaryota; Metazoa; Chordata; Mammalia; Chiroptera; Rhinolophidae.